This is a messenger RNA of Osmerus eperlanus (European smelt), 3636 nucleotides long. Its product is annotated as juxtaposed with another zinc finger protein 1-like. The transcript is spliced from 5 exons. NCBI's taxonomy places the organism in Eukaryota, Metazoa, Chordata, Actinopteri, Osmeriformes, Osmeridae. Gene Ontology annotation, cellular component: nucleus. The record is from RefSeq and is a predicted model, not a curated record. The coding region runs from base 209 to 952 and encodes 247 amino acids.
AAACAUGACGUAAAGGCGUUUGUCCCCUCCUCCCAACCUUCCCCACCCCCACAGUCCCGCCUGCUCCAGCUGCGUCCGCCGCUGUCCUGUCUGGCUGCCCGGUGUCUGCUCUGCUGGUCCCCGCUCUGCCCCACUCUUACCCCAGACCCAAAGCCUCCCUUGCACCGCCCCGGCUACCGAACUCCAGUGGAUGCACUAGCUUGCAAAUAUGACAGGCAUCGCCGCUGCGUCGUUCUUCUCCAACUCCUGCAGGUUCGGGGGUUGCGGUCUCCAGUUCGAGUCUCUGGCCGAGCUCAUCGUCCAUAUCGAGGACAAUCACAUCGACACAGACCCCCGGGUGCUGGAGAAACAGGAGCAGCAGCAGCCUACCUACCUAGCCUUGAGCUACAUCAACAGGUUCAUGACGGAUGCGGCCCGGCGGGAACAGGAGACCCUGAAGAAGAAGGCCACGCCCAAGCUGUCGCUGUCCAUCAGCGGGGGCUUGUCUCGCCACAGCGUGGCCACGCCCCCUCGCCACACCAGCGGCAACCUGACCCCGCCCGUAACUCCUCCCAUCACACCUUCCUCCUCCUUCCGCAGUAGCACGCCUACAGGUACGACAACAGGCAGUGAGUACGACGAGGAGGAGGUGGACUACGAGGAGUCAGACAGUGACGAGUCGUGGACCACAGAGAGCGCCAUCAGCUCCGAGUCCAUCCUCAGCUCCAUGUGCAUGAACGGGGGGGAGGAGAAGCCCUUCGCCUGCCCCGUGCCCGGCUGCAAGAAGAGAUACAAGAAUGUGAACGGUAUCAAAUACCACGCCAAGAACGGCCAUCGCACCCAGAUCCGCGUGAGGAAGCCCUUCAAGUGCCGCUGCGGGAAGAGCUACAAGACGUCCCAGGGCCUGAGGCACCACACCAUCAACUUCCACCCGCCCGUCUCUGCCGACAUCAUACGCAAGAUGCAGGGCUAGAGAUGGUCACCGUGCCAACCCCCCCCCCCCAGACUACCCCAUUCUCCCGUACCUCACCAUGUCCUUAACACAAUCCCAUUCUCCAACACACUAAACAAGGAUCAAGUGCAUGCUUUAAUUUUUUUUUUUAAUAAUGUUUUUAUCUGUCUUGUUAUUGUAUUUGUAUUAUUAUUAUUUUACGUUACAGUAUCUCACUUUUUUAAUCGUUUAUCUUCGUAGGCUUCUUAAGUGUUUUACGUUGUUGUACAUUUGCACAUUCUUAUGCUAUCACAUCUAUUUUGGUUACUUUUGUACUGACAUACGGUGCUAACUGUAAAAAAACAAAGAACGAAAAUGAGGAAAAAAAAAAGAAAAGUGUCCAAGUGGGGAGAAACAAAUCAGAGGAAUAAUCAAGAAAGUGCAACCAAGCCCCGCCCCUUCCUGUCACCUGACCCUGAUCGUAAGUCAGAUUUGCAUCUUACUGCUGAUUGGUGAAAGUUAGGAUUCAUCCAAGAUCCUAACUUAUCCAAGAUCUGUGCCUAUGCAUCAGUUCCUGGGAGAGGACUGGGCAAAAAAGCUUGAGAGUUAAGUUAUACAGCAAACUAUAUAUGAAUAGAUAUAUAAACAAUAGAAAGAUAUGUAAGUGUAUAUACAAAUAUAUAUAUAAGUAUCCAUGAGCAUAUACGAAAUAGUUACACUUUAUUUUCAAGCUUUAUUUUAUACUUUAUUUUUCAAAAUGUUUUCAGAUGUUAUUUCAUUCAUAUUUUAUUGAGAAGUGUUCCUUUUAUUCCUCUAUGGUCCCCUGAUGACAAGCAUAUCUGUGGGGUUCAGAGGUCAGACAGUCUGGUGACUUCUGGACUAGGGCUCAUUUCAACACUAGCCAUGCAUCCUUGCCUCAGAGCCUUCUACAUAGCCAAUCAUCGGGGCUCAAAGCUGUUUACAUUUACAUUUAGUCAUUUAGCAGACUUACAGUAAGUACAGGGACAUUCUCCCCGAGGCAAGUAGGGUGAAGUGCCUUGCCCAAGGACACAACGUCAGUUGGCAUGACCGGGAAUCGAACUGGCAACCUUCGGAUUACUAGCCCGAUUCCCUCACCGCUCAGCCAACAGACUCCCCAUAUUUUGUGACACUGAUGUGUGGGAUGCAUGGUGAACGUGUUUGAAUGUUCCCUGGAUGUCCCUAACAGCCUCACUAGACGUCCUCGUGCAUUCCCAAUUAUAGAACUAGGACUGUGUUCAAUGGUCUAGAUAUAACUACUCUGAUUCCCAACAUCUAGACAAGAGAAUCGUUUCUUUGGAGUCCUUGAACUGCAUCACAGAAGCUGUUCGGAGCCUUCAGAGGUGACAUGUGGAGCGUUUUCCAUUCCAGUUGCCAAGUUAUUUUGUUUUUGUUGCCCAUGAUCGUUGCCAUCAGCUCUCUACUGCCAAACACUGACCAUACCAUGUGCCUAAGGAAGAGGGGGAGGGAGAGAGACUUUCAUAUGGUUUCAUCCAGGAGGCAGCAAGUGUGUCUCAUAAAAUCUCCUGAGUGUGUGUGUGUGCGCGCGUAUGUACGUACAGUGUGUACACUUUUGGUGUUUUGGGGCAUGUGAGUGAAUGAGUGUGUGUUUUGAGAGAUUACCGACUACAACCUUUUACUGCCUUGUGUUGUAGUCCUCAGCAUUCCAGUACAGUACGUGGUGUUGCUUUGUAGCCAGGUCUUUCUGCAGUAUCUGAGUUGUCAGCCUAUAUAGUGUUAUUCUGAUGUCUGUUCCUCUUUAUCCGUAGUGUUAUUGAUGUCUGUGCCAGCAGGCCAACUAGUUAAUUGGGAUCUCCUGUAGACCAGGAGACUAGUGGCUGUUCAGCUCUCCUAACUGCCUCCCCCCCUUCUGGAGCAGUAGUGUGCAGAGAGGUGUUGUGUCAAAAGGUGGUGCCCAUGACAAUGUGCCCCCCCCCCCCCCCCCACCUCGUACACAAUCGGCCACCAUUUUUUCACAUGCUUUUGUAAAAACAUGAAGUCCGUGUUCCCUCCUUUCCUUCGCACGUACACCCGCGCACCAUCUCGCCGUUCUGUUGCCAUGAAAACCUUUCUUAGUGACACACGGGUCACUUGGAUGGAGCUGUUACACACAGUAAGGAGAGUGGCUGCUCAGCAGUGUUACCACCACUUGACAUCACCAGUCUACGGGGUGAAACGAUGGGCUGUUUCCAAGUCCCGUUCGCUGCGGCCCUGUCCUUCUAGCCCCUCGCAGCUUCACUUUCCAUACUUGGAAAUGAGGAGCGGUGGAAUGUUCUGGUGUGGGAUUAGAGACAGACAGACGGAGAGUCUCCAGGUCAGGAUCUGUCAAACACUCCUAAACCUGUCCUCUUCCACAGAUACCAAGGUCGCCAUGGGAACAAUGCAGAUGACAUUGUUUAACGGGGCCAGUGACAGUAUUACACGUAUGGUGUUGGAGGACAUGGCUGUGUGUGUGUACAGGGAGAGGGGGCGGACAGGAGAUUUCAAUAUACUGUGUACAGUGAAUGUAUUGUAAUGUGUCUGUUGUCAAGUGCUUUUAAAUUAUAUUUUUAUAUGUCACGUGGAGAACGCUGUUUCCUGUUUUGUAUGGAGGCAUACAGAUGUUGUAAGGAAGGUAACUUGUAUACUGUCAAACUGUCUUUCUAUAUAAGAAGCUGCUCCAGAAAUGUAAACACCAUUACAUGGAAAAUAAAUAAAGUUCAAGCUCA